AUGGCAAAAGUAAACAUAUGUGACGUCGAAGUUUUGAGUAACCCUGCCACCUUCUUCGACAAGUUUAAGUUCAAGAUAACGUUUGAAUGUCACGAACCUCUUGAAGAAGACUUGGAGUGGAAAGUUGUUUACGUGGGCAGUGCAUACAACUCCGCAUUGGACCAGACUCUCGAUUCGAUUUUGGUUGGACCCGUGCCAGUUGGCCGACACCAGUUUGUUUUCGAGGUAACUAUUGCAUCUAACAUUUAUGGUACUCAGGUUGAUCCGCCGGAUCCCAAAAAAAUUCCAGCUGAAGAUCUCGUUGGCGUCACUGUGGUCUUGAUUCAGGCUCUCUAUCGAGACCAGGAGUUUAUCCGUGUUGGAUACUAUGUAAAUAAUGAAUAUACAAAGGAAGAACUCCGCAAUGAGCCUCCUCCAGAGCCCCUGCUUAGCGAGGUACGUCCUGCUGUCACUCUGCUACACUUUAACAUUAUGUACAUUUACUUUUUGUUGGCAUCUGCCUAG
Molecule: messenger RNA, 504 nt
Organism: Dibothriocephalus latus
Lineage: Eukaryota; Metazoa; Platyhelminthes; Cestoda; Diphyllobothriidea; Diphyllobothriidae
Source: the annotation of a GenBank genome assembly